UUUGUAAACCCCUCGCCUCAUUAUUCCAAUAUUAGGUUAACAAGCCUUGCCCUAUACACGAUGGCUUCUGUAUUAAAGAACUUCCUGGGUGUCAAAGCGACCACAAAUGACAACAUAUGCCCGGUGUCUCCGGAGAAGACCGCUGUAAGAGCUCUUCCCGCUGUAUGGUACACAUCACCAGAGCUCUACGAGCUUGAACGACGGGCAAUCUUCUCCAAGAAAUGGUUACUCAUCACGCACAUACUACGACUCCCCGACACUGGUAGUUGGUCUCGCUACAAUAGUGCGGGGUAUCCCUUUAUUCUUGUCCGAGGCCAUGGUCGACACAUACAGGCAUUCCAUGAUAUAUGGUCUCAUGAUUUUACCGAUGAACUGGCACAAGCCUUAAUCUCCGGGGGUUGCGAAGACAACACCAAACCCAGAACUUUCCAUGUCCAUCUGGAUGCGAAUGGCUUUAUCUGGGUAAACAUGGACGCUGGCAAGCAGCCUGAGAUCUCGUGGGAGAAGGAUUUCAAAGGUAUCGACCUGCAGCCUCGAUUCGAAGAUGUCAACUUCGAGGAUUACCGUUUUGAUCACAUCUGGGGGAUGGAUGGGCCUUAUAACUGGAAGAUUCUUGCGGAUAACUAUAACGAGUGUUACCACUGCCCGACGGCACAUCCUGACGCACAAUCAAUAGCCGAUCUCGAAGCCUAUUCAGUUGACACUGUGGACGGGUCGAUCGUUCACUUUGCCAACACCAAGCCAGAGCAAAUCGAACGGGGUCUGAAGAUUGCCAGCACCUACUAUUUCCCCAACGCGUCCAUGACGGUAACGCCGCAUUUCUUCUUUAUGCAACGAGUUGUCCCGACCUCACCCACCACCUGCGAGAUGCGCUACGAAGUGUACCGGAAUAAACACUCCAGCGAGGAGGAUUUCCAGUUGAUCAAUGAGAUGUAUAAGCGAAUUAUGACCGAAGACAAAUAUCUCUGUUCUGAGGCACAGAAGAAUAUCGGUAGGGGUGUCUUUGUCAAUGGUCUGCUUCAUCCCAGAAUGGAGAAGGGGCCGCUAUAUUUCCAAGCUGUUGUACGAGACCUUCUGUAUGAGCACUUUGAUCGUGAGAAGGAUGCGGGAAAGCAGAUUUGGCCUGCUUGGACUUGA
Molecule: messenger RNA, 1137 nt
Organism: Aspergillus bombycis
Lineage: Eukaryota; Fungi; Ascomycota; Eurotiomycetes; Eurotiales; Aspergillaceae
Product: aromatic ring-hydroxylating oxygenase subunit alpha
Exons: 3
Molecular function (GO): iron ion binding; 2 iron, 2 sulfur cluster binding
Source: RefSeq, a predicted model, not a curated record